AGUGGCUCAGUAGAGGUGUGCGUGUGCGUGUGUGUGUGUGUGUGUGUGCGCGCGCGAAAAAAUCGAAAAUGCCGGCAAACCUCCUAUCGUGGCAGCACGGCGCCCCGUACGACAACAAUCCUCCGCAAGACGCGUGAUUACAAUAUUAUUAUUAUAUUAUAAUUAAUCCUCCGAAAACAAUAACAAUAAUAAUACACACGGGCAACACACCCCGAUGUUAUAAUAAUUCGCAAUCCUUUUUGUCGUUAUUGUACGCCAUCGUCGUUGCAGCCGCCGCAGACGUUAUAAUAAUAUAGCAUUACAAUUAUUAUAAUAUAUAAUAAUAAUAUUAUAGUCACAUCGAAUUCGUCCGCGACGAUGGCCAAAUUGAGGUGCUCAUUCUUAGCAGUCGGCGUGCUCGUGUUGAAGAUGAUCGUCGUCGGGGCUGCUGAAACUGCACCCGAAAGUCAAGCCCCGUGGACACAUAAGGACACCGCAGCUUCCACCGGGAUGACGAUGACGGACGGCCGAAACGUGAUCUCGCCGCGGAUGGACUUCGAAGAGUGGACGCCAUUGGGCCGAGGCGACCCGCUGAAGAACGACCCGACGUUCGACUACCUGCCACCGGUGCUGGACAGAGUGCACUAUUGGAAAUCUCCGCCGGCGGCCACUAACCGCGCUCACUAUUACUCGUCCGCGUCCACGGCGACGCCGACCGCGACGCCGUCGCAGGCUGUCCAUGGCGGUUACAACCGACGGUUCUUCCUGACGGACUUUUCCAAACGGGAACCGGCGCAGGCCGCGUCUUACGCACCAAUGAAGAGACCGCCACCCAACAGUAAUAUACUGCAGCCCCAUCACCAUCACCCGCACAAUCACCACCAUGCGCAACAGCAACAAAUGCAACACCACCUGCAGACGCUGCAGGCGGUGUCCGCGGCCGGUUACCACUACUCGAUGCACCCGGCCGCGCCCGUGCCCAGGACCCCGUUGCCGAUGCUCACUCCGCCGCCGUACCAGCAGUGGUCGGCCGCUGUGGAUGGUCAGCGACAGUCGUCGUCGUCGUCGUCGUCGUCGUCCCCGGACUUACCGGGAAACGCGGUGGCCGAGAGCAAACAACCGCCGCCGACCAUGGUCCGGGCGCCGACGCGGCUCGUUCCGCCGUCGUCCCAUCAGUCGGCGGUCAUCAAGGCCCUGUUGGACGACGAAGUUGACCGGACCACGGUCACGACGACCGGCACCCCGAUUACCGGAGCCGUAUGGAUGACGACGAUGAUGACGACGACGACAACGACGUCGACGCCGCCAACCCCGCCGCCGUCACUGACGACCACGACUACGACGCCGCCGCCGACGUCACCCGCCACUUCCACGGCCGCACGGACCACGCCACCGGUGGCCGUGACGGACCCGCUGUUCUCGCAUUACAGACAGUCGCCGGUCACCGGCCGUCCCAUGUACCUCAUCAUUCAGGGCCACUCAAAGGUCAAGACUUACGGACUGGCCAGCAAGUUGGACGAUCUGACCGCGGCCCCCGUGGUGCAGGACCACAACCACAUAGGCAACCAACCCCCAGACGAACCGAGCCGGAGGAAACGCGACCACUACCACGGUACUCGUCGAUAAAACGGUCGAGUUGAGUGCCCCAUUUUUGAUUGGCUCCGAGAGAAGACUUCGGAAAGUCCGACGGUCGUAUAGCACGUAAUAUAAUAGGUAUACAUGACGCGACGUAUUAAUAUUAUAAUAUCGUCGUGUUCACCAACUGUGCGCUUCCCGAUGUUGUCCUUUAUUCAAAUUAUAAAUUAAAUAAUAAAUCAAUUAAUAAAUAAUUCCGAUUUUUUCCGUUUUCGAAAUAAUUUGAUUUCUUUAAUAUAAUAUAGUAGAAGCGUGCUGUCUUUUAGCGAUAUGCUCUAUAGUCCAUAUAUUUUAUCAAUGAUGUAUCUUGCAGUAACGUUUUGACGUAACGUAAAUAAAAUUCGAAUAAGUGGUUCCCCAUGGUUGUUAAUUAUUUAUUAUAUAUUGUUAAAUAAGAAUAUUAUAUGAGAUCAUAAUAUUAUAAAAUAAAUUAAGUUCUGAAAAUUUGAAAAAAUUAACCAGUUCUGUUUAGAAAAAGGUCACCGAUGUACAUGUUGCUCGGACAAUUUUCAAAAAUUUAUCAAUCAAUUUUAUGUUUUAUACAGUUGUGAGCAUUCACUUUAAUAUACAUUUAUAAUGUAUUAUAAACGCAAGAGACUGUAUAGCACAUAUUAUCCUGGAUUCAUAAACUUAAUACAACUUAGAAACCGCUCUUUCUAAUUUCGUUUUCAAUACUCCAAAAUAUUUAUUUAUAAUGAAAGUCAUCUGCUUAACAAUUACAACCGUACAAAAAGAGAAGACCUAAUUUAAAAAUUAAAGUUUGUAUUAUUCCAUAAAUCAAAACUUCAAUUCCUAAUCAGUUAAAAAAUAAAACGGGCAUGAUUCCUGUUGUUCACCCUGUACAUUCUAACAUUCAGAUGCAUUAUUUUCAAAAUGGGUCCACCGCAAAUCUGUAGACAAUUAUUUCGGUGUUGUUUCGGUGUAGUAGUAAGACGACAUUCCGAUGACAUUGCUUGGAUAUCGUAUAGGUAUGCGUACUAUAAAUUAUAAUAUAUUAUGACAUUUGAUUUCGCUACACAGCGAUCGGUUUGAUGUGUAGACGUGUGUAAAACCUUACAAAAAUAUCGUAAAUCAAAUCUUAUCCGACUGAGUAUGACUGUGCAACGGUUUACUAGUUCUUGGACGGAACGACAAAUCUUGGUCAAAGGAUUUCAAAAUUACCCACAUUAGAAACGAUGAAUUACACAAACGUAAAAUUGUAAUCCUAACCAAUGCGUAACCAUACAUGAUUUUUCACUACUAUAUAUUAUAGCCGGAUGAUACACCGAAAUAAAAAAUGAAGUCACCGAUUUUAAUUAUCCAAUGGACACAAUAUUAUACGGUGUAUAGUUGUAGAGCUAAGAGGUGAUUUUUGGAAUAUUUGUGAUCGUACUUGAUUUUGAAUCCCAGUAAUCAACUCGGUAAUUUCGAAUGUAUUAUUUAAUAUAUUAUAUUGUAAGUGUAAACUGUAAACCGCUAAAUUUUUUUUAAAUCAGCUCGAACAAUUUUCUAUAAUAACGGAAUGAAGACGAUUUUCGGGCAACGCGCAUAUUAAUUCAUAUUAUUUAAUACAAUAAUACAUAUUACAUAAUAUAAUACUAACUAAUUAUUGUGUUAUAGUCAAAUUCAGUGUUUUACUCAUUAUUACCAAAACUAAUGAAUACAAAUAAUAACAGUUUAAGUAUUGUAAUAUAUCGUAAUAUUUAUUAAACAUAAUAUUAAGUAGUUUUGUCUAGCGUAUAGAUAUUUACCAAAGAUUAAAAGAAAGUAACAUUAUACAAGUUAAUUGUACUUUUUAAAGGCAUGAUUAACAAUGUGUUAUUGAUUUAUUGUAAUAUUAUGUUAAUCAGUGUAAUCAUUAUUAUAAUAUAGUUAACUUAUUUAAUUAUUUAUUAAACAACGCAUGAGUAAAGUAGUUAUAAGUCGCUUUUAAAAAUUAUUAUUACUAUUAUAAUAUAGUUUAUAGGUAUAGGUAUACAUAAUACGUAUGCCUUAGAAUAGUUACCAAAAAGCAAUUAUACCUAUAUUACACUCUUUGCAACUGUAUGUAUUGUGCAUAAUAAUAAUAUUAUAUCUACAUGUAGCAUGAAUUUAUUGUUAUUUAAAGUAUUCAUCUCGUGCAUAGAAAUAAUAAUUUAUUUUAAUUUAAGGUAUAUUCACCACUAUAUAUGGUUAUAUUAUUAAUAAUAUUAAUUGAAAUCGUUCAUCUAUUUGUAAUAUAAAAAGUAAACAGUAAUAUAUUGUUGAAUGCUGAUCGUGUAAAAAUCAUCGAUACACUAUUCGUAUAUUUUAUGUAAUAUUUCUGCUAUUUGAGCAAAAUUAAUAUACUUUUUGUUGUUUUAAAAAUUCUUUGGAAAAAAGCGGAAACCGCUUUAUAAACUUCAUGUGUGUUUUUAAUUAUUUCAUCCGAACAGCGUUGUUAUUAUUACUUAUUAUUUUUAUUGAUAUUAUGUGAAUGGCGUUUUAUAAUAUACACUUCAAUUACAUUGUAUUUAUUUCACUCACCCGCAGAGUUACGCAUAGUGCUAUUUUAUUAUUUAUCGGCUAUCCCACAUGUCUGGAAUAUCCUCUCCUCCCUCGCGUUAUAAGUUAAAUUCAUUGUUAGUAUUUUUAAGAUCAAUAUUACAACUGUGUACAUUUAAUGUAUGUAAAACAUAUGAUUUGCAGAAGUCGAUUAUAAAACUUAUAAUUAUAAUUUAUAGUGUUAUACAAUUUAUAUAAUAAAUAUAUUCGUUUCGA
Molecule: messenger RNA, 4332 nt
Organism: Metopolophium dirhodum (rose-grain aphid)
Lineage: Eukaryota; Metazoa; Arthropoda; Insecta; Hemiptera; Aphididae
Product: mucin-2-like
Exons: 2
Coding region: 358-1605 (415 amino acids)
Source: RefSeq, a predicted model, not a curated record